AUGAGGCGGCUCCCGCGGCCGGACGGGGCCGGGCCCCCGCGGGAGAGCCUGCGGAACGGCUACGUGCGCAGCUCGGCGAGCCCGCUGCGCGAGGACCCUCCGCGCGGCUUCUUGUACCACGUCUGCCGCCUGUGCAACGUGGAGCUGCUGCUGCCCCGCGCCUCCUCCUCCUCCUCUUCCUCCUCCUCCUCCUCCUCCUCCUCCUCCUCUUCCUCCUCUUCCUCCUCUUCCUCGCUGUCCCCCGGCCCCGCGUCGCGCCGCUCCCCCGACGAAGCCCUGGGCAGCUCGGCGCUGGGCGCCCUCGCCGGCUUGCUGCUCGCCCGCCUCCUGUGGCCCGAGGGCUGCGCCCGCCUCAGCCGCCCGCUGGGGCUCCUGCUCCGCGGGCUCUCUCACGUCCUGUGCCCGCUCUUCAGCCUCGCCUGUGCCUUCUUCUUCUUCACCUGCUUCCUGACCCGGCCGCGCCGACGCCGCCUCCGUCUCCGCCGGGGCGCUCGCCGGGCCUGGGGGCUCCUGGCGCUGCCCGCCUGCUGCUUCGUGGGGGACCUGAUGAUUCUUUGGGAUUGGGACUUGAAGCAGUGGUCUAAACCCCAUUAUCAGAGUGCUUCACGAGGAACUGAUGUUGAUCUUUCGAUGCUAAAUGAGGCUCGCCAAAUGGUGACAGAAUUAAUGAUGGAUCCAGCCCUCCCCCCACAUGUGAUUACUUCUCUUCGAAGCAUGGAUAGUUUGAUGGGUGCUUUCUCCAAAUCAUGUAGGCCAAAUAUCAACACAUUCCCAUUGUUUUCUGAGUUUAACCCUUGCUGUGAAAUAGAGGACCCUGAUGAAAAAGACACAAAACCUAACAAGACACCAAGUAAUAGAAAUAGUGUGCUGAUGCUACAACUAAGGAGAAACUCAAGAACCUCAGGUCUCCCUCUGCCACCCCCUGAACUGUCUCCUUCACGAUGGGAGUGCAGCAGCAGAAGGCGCACGCUCCCUCUCCGACAGCAAAGUACUCUGAGCCUGGAAUCUCCAGAUGCAAAUGUGUUUACAUUCCCAAAGCAAAGGUCAUCUUCAGUAACCUUGACUGACUAUAAGAGUCCUUCGAGAUCUGGUGCUUCACUCAACCUGAAUCCUGUGAGUUCACCUAGCCAUGAAUCAGUGUCCACUGGUUCCCUAGUUAACCGGUCACCCGCAGGAUUUCCUGCCACUGCUGGUUUUCUUACUAAGCCAAGUGCUACUUUACACAAAUCUCUGGGGAAUGCACUUAGUACUCCAGAUUUACCUCAGCAAUUUAGAACUUCUGGUAGCCAUAUAUGUAACAGUUGUGGACGUGAGGUACUGAAGCAUGUUUCAAUACAUGAAUCUGAAUAUGGUACAGAUGACCAGGGUGGAAAACCAGUUGAAGAGGGAAAUACCGAUGUUAAACAAGGGCCAAUCAGAGAGUCUGGGGACAAGUCAGAACAGGAGCCGGACAAGAGACUGGACAGAGAACUGAAGGAGGAGGAAGAAGAGGGAGGAAGAGCAGAAGAAGAGAGCCCCGAAGAGGCCCAGUGUGAGCCCUCUGAUAAACCAGGAGGGUACUUAACUAAUGGCCUAGUUUGGUGCCACUCCCAGAAGGCCUUGGAGGAAGAAGAUGAAGAGAGAGAAAAGGAAGAGGUUCACAAAGAAGAGAUGCCAUCAGGGGCACAGCAGAAUGAAAACUCAAAGUGUCAUUAUGAAAAUGCUGAGAUAGAUGAGGAGUGCUUACUGGAACUGAUAUUAAGAGAAGACCAUGAUGCACUUAUAGCAAAGAUGAACAACUGGAAUUUCCCCAUUUUUGAAGUUAUGGAAGCCAUGGGGGGAAGAUCAGGAAGGAUCCUGAGCCAGACUAUGUAUACCUUGUUUCAAGACACUGGUUUGAUGGACAUGUUCAAAAUCCCCGUUCCAGAAUUUGUGAGCUACUUCCAUGCUUUAGAAAAUGGCUACCGGGACAUUCCUUAUCACAAUCGUGUACAUGCUACAGAUGUCCUGCAUGCAGUGUGGUACCUGACAACUCGGCCGAUUCCUGGAUUUAAACAGAUCCGUCAGGAUCUUGUGAAGGUGAUUCGCACAGAAUAUAGUAGUGGACUUUCUCCCAUACGCAUUUCAUAUACUUCCUCCAAAAGUUGCCCAAUGACGGAUCCAAACUAUGGCUGUGUGGCGUUGAACAUUCCUGCCUUGGAACUGAUGGCUCUUUAUGUGGCAGCCGCUAUGCAUGACUAUGAUCACCCAGGGCGGACAAAUGCGUUUUUGGUUGCUACCAGUGAUCCUCAGGCUGUGUUGUAUAAUGACCGCUCUGUCCUGGAAAAUCAUCAUGCUGCUGCUGCUUGGAACCUGUUCCUUUCUCGACCUGACUUCAACUUUCUCAGUAACCUUAAUCAACCAGAGUUCAAGCACUUUCGUUAUUUAGUGAUUGAAGCCAUUCUGGCUACAGAUCUCAAAAAACAUUUUGAUUUCCUUGCUGAUUUUAAUACUAAGGCCAAUGAUGUGAACAGUCCUGGCAUACAGUGGAAUAGUGAAGACGACCGGCUCCUCGUGUGUCAGGUGUGCAUCAAAUUGGCAGACAUAAAUGGUCCGGCGAAAGCUCAAGACUUGCACGUGAGGUGGACGGAAGGUAUUGUUAGUGAGUUUUAUGACCAGGGAGAUGAAGAGGCCAGUCUUGGGCUGCCCAUCAGUCCUUUCAUGGAUCGCCACUGUCCACAGCUUGCAAAGCUGCAGGAAUCUUUCAUCUCUCACAUAGUGGGGCCCCUGUGUAAUUCCUACAAUGCAGCAGGUUUGCUGCCUGGCCUGUGGAUAGAGGAAGAGUGUGACGAUGCUGCGAGUGAGGAGUUUUUUGAAGAAUUACAGUCGGAACAAGACAGAGCUCACACUACUGCUACCGCCACUGUGGCUCCUGCUGCUUCUCCGCCUAGUGCCCGGCCAAAACCACAACGAAAAAAAAAGGUCAGGCACCGCAAGUUUUGCCAGUUAACGCAGCAUCUGAAUGAAAAUCAUCAGCUGUGGAAGAGGCUGGUUGAGAGAGGAAGUGAGGACUCUGCUGCAGACGGCAAGGCGGGUGUGGAGGGCCACAGUCCACCUCCAUCUCCAACCAAAGAACUCUAAGUCAUGGAGGAAGCAGGUGAGGGAGAAAUGCCGCUGCCACUAUCAGCACCGCCAUCUUCCCGUCCAUCAUCGCCAUCGACAUCACCUCCACUAUGCUGAGGGAGAAGAAGGGGGGUGCCGUUGUUACCUUCCCUUGGGAGAACGGGUGAAGAAGCUAUACUCGAAGAGGACUCUACACCCUAGCCUCAGUUUCUUCACUGUGCCGACUUUAGACCAGCCCAUCUUCUAGGAGGUGGGAAGGCCUUCAUACUGUGAUGGGAUCCUCGCUGCUGUAGCCACGUCCCCAUUCUCGUGCAUUCAACUGCAUGGAACAGAAAGCUGGGUUUAAUCCUUCGUAAAUCUCAUGAUUGUAAAGUCUCUGAAAGCCUACUUUGUGGACAGAUCUUUUGGUUCAAAGGCUAUCGUGCUGAAUCCAGAGCUUGUCCUUUCCACGUGGCUCUUGCAAGUUGAGAAAGAACUCUUCAGUUGCUAAGGAGGCAGGUACUUUUGGUUUGUGUGAGACUGGGAUUCACUCUAUUCUGUUCUUGCAUCCUGAUAUCUCUUCGUGUCUAAUGAUGAAGAUGGCGUUUGCAGUAUACCCAGUGGGAGGGUCUCCAUGGUGUGUUCACUGCUGCCCUCCCACCUCAGUUUCUCCAUUUCGGGGCUGUGAGACAUUCACAUUGUAUUCUGAUUUUUAAAAAUUACUCAGAUGGACCAAGGUGCAUCAAUUUCUGAUGUCUUUGACUAUCAUACAUCGUUGUUGCAGUUUUACUGAAAGGAUUCGGGUUUGCAGUGAACAUCAAAUUUUGUCUUUUAAAAACUUAAGCCUCGAUGCUCCAUGGUAGAAUUUUUUAAUCUUUAAAGAGAUUUUUUUAAACUCAGUACUGCUACAUUUUUUCACUCUUAACUCAGGAUGAAUAUUUUUAAAGCAUAUUCCACUAAACCCAACAAACUCCAAUCCCAUCCCAUUGCUGAACCUGUGCUAUAACCUUAGGAAUGUUAUUCCUUCUGCAUACAUACAUUUUGAGACACAUCAAAGCCAAAAACGGGAAACUCUCUCUUCUUUGUUCUUUUUGUUGAAUUGAAACCCCUCUGAUCUUUACUGCAGAAUAUAACACAAACCACUCCUACAAAAAGGUCAUGAACAGCUAGAGGAAAAAUACUCUGUGUUUUUGCAUGCAGUAAAUACAGAAUUGGAAUGGCUGUCUUCAGAGUCAGAGUUCCCCUGGUCAGUGGCACCGACACAUCCACCCCCUUUGGAUGUGCGUACCUCUGCCCCAGAUGCAUUCUGGGCCAUGUAAGAAAAGGUUAAGCCUAAGAUAACCACUGUGUAUUUAUUCCUAUUGCCCAGUUGUUGGUUUAGUUUCAGGAUUACCAUACACACCUGACCUGACUCUGUCUUUCUCUUGCUACCUAAAAUGAUUUUUGCCAACCAUCUUACUUCCUAAAAUGUCUUGGAUGACAGUGGCGAAGAUGGUUGCAAAACACAUGCAUAGACAGCUUUUCUACAGCACUUGUGAGCUAGGACGGUGGCACAUGUGUGAUUUUGUGUGGAGUGUGCAGGGAGAGCACUGAGAGCAGCCCGUGCAAACAGAUGCUGUCAAGUAAUCACUGAUGGAGCUCAGUCUAGACUAGAGGCAUCCGGCAGUGCUGGGGAAGCGCUCUGGUCUCUUGGUGGUUAAAGUGUUAUCUUUGCAAGGCUGAUGUGACUCGGAGAUGCCACGCUAACCCGCACAGCUGUCACCCCAUCUGACUGGAAUGUGCAUCACCAUCUGCAAAAGACACUUUGGUGGGGUGUUCACACUCAAGCCUCCUGCUUCCAACACAGAGACCUCAUUUGUAAUGCCCAGGGUUUCCACUGUCUGUCACACCUUCUCCACCAUUUAGACGUGUUCACCCAGUUUAUUGGUUUUGCCUUUUGUGUGUCAAGUUUUUCACCAGAAGCCAACCUCAGAGGAGCACCGUUGUUGCUGGUUCCGCACGUCACACCUCUCAGCCAGGACAAAGCAGGCACUCACAGGGCCCUUUUUGGUUAAGAUUUUGAAGGGGAGGCUGGGGGGAUUUAAUGUACAGCUUUCAUUUAGCUUCUCAAGAGAAGCGUGUUAUUCUUUUUUAUUCUUUUAGAAUAUUCAGUUAUUGGAAUUUAUUUUAAAAUAAUGGAAUAAUUUGACAAUUGGCUGUUGAUUUUUCAACAUUAGAGCUUUUCAACUUUUUGUUCCUUGAUUAUGGCUUAUAAACAGGUGACUUUAGCCCAAAGAAACUCUGCAAAGUAUUUUUGUCCAAUUUGUUACUUCCAUAAUCAUAAGGAACUGGUAGGGUAUAUUAAAUAUUUUAAAGCUA
Molecule: messenger RNA, 5418 nt
Organism: Vombatus ursinus (common wombat)
Lineage: Eukaryota; Metazoa; Chordata; Mammalia; Diprotodontia; Vombatidae
Gene: PDE3B
Product: phosphodiesterase 3B
Exons: 16
Coding region: 1-3099 (1032 amino acids)
Biological process (GO): signal transduction
Cellular component (GO): membrane
Molecular function (GO): 3',5'-cyclic-AMP phosphodiesterase activity; protein kinase B binding
Source: RefSeq, a predicted model, not a curated record